CGUUUUCCUUCCUCUUCCUGUUUUUCAUCAUGUUCUUAUCAUCCUUAUCCUUAAUGUCUCUAGGGAGUGGCAAGAGAUUCUCUGUAUACAUAGUAUUGGUUGCACUGAUGUUAUGUGCAGAACAAAGAUAUUUAACACGUGGGAGCAGCUCUCCUCCCACAUUAUAUAUGUGAAACUUUAUCUUUUCUACUUUAUCCGAAAGAAAUUGUUCUCCAAUAAUAUCACCAUUAUUGGAUAACCACAGAGGCCGAAAGAAAAGGCAAGGAAUCUGAUAGAGAGUCCAAGAUGAGUGCACUUUAUGGCUAUACAUUAUGUGAUAUUCUGUUUAGACAAUACACCAAGUCACCAAUUAUUACAUUGUUCUACAACCACAAGAAGUCAACAAAGAACAAAGGGCAAUUAAUUAUGUAAGCGCUUUUGUAUUAUAAAAAGAGGGGUUAGUACUAAAAAACAAAAACCAGUAAUUUAAAAAUAGAUCACUCAAAGAUAAUGCAGCAAAAGGGAGAAAAAGAAUGUACACAGAUAAAAAAUAAAUAUAAAAAGCAAAUGAAAAUUUUGAAAAGAUAUAUUGGAUUCAACAAGAUGCUAAACUCCAUUUUGCACUUUUCGAAUGUUCUUUCCCAUACAUAUUUGGAUAGAAAAUCAUAAUUCAAAGCAAAAUAAAACUUAAAUUUCUUGAAGUUUCUUCCCACUCAACUUGUGAAUCCUGUGCUUUAUUUGCAACGAAAUUAGUCACUCAUAUAUACAUUGGAACACAAAAUAUAAAGUUAGUUUUUACACGGAUUAUUUUCUCAAAGCUAACCAACCAUGACUUUGGCUAUUAUCUCAGACUUUUGAUUUCUAUUCUCUCUUUUACAAGCAAGAGCUGGAGAAAAGGAAGAAACUUCCUCAGGAUGUAGAUGUAGCUCUAAACUGUAGUAUAAGUAGAAUAAGUAUUUUGUCAAUCACAAUAAUGCAACCUUUGCAUAAAUAAUACAUAAAACUAUGUACACACAUGAAUCAGGAUGUGCAACUUUAGGAUAAAGCAAGGUAAUGGAGAAUGACUAAAAUAUUUAAUAAGACUAACGGCUUGUGAAUGACUUACAGCUCAAAUCUCCAUUUAUGUGACUUUAGAAUUUUAACAUUGGCAAAAGCUUUUCUAUCAAGCAUCGUUUUUUGGUUCACUGUUUGAAUAAAACUGCCAUCACAAUUGUAAGAUCCACUAAAAAUUGGUCUCACGGCAGAUCAUGAUGCAGAAUCUUCCUCCUCACAUUUCAUAUAUGAUGUUUUUCUGAGCUUUAGAGGCUUCACCAGGUACGGAUUCACGGAUCGUCUCUAUCAUUCUUUGUGUGAGAGAGGAAUCACCACCUUCAGAGAUGAUGAGAACCUCAGAGUUGGUGAUAGAAUUAGAGAUACUCUUCUUGAGGCCAUUGAGAGAUCCAGGAUGUCCAUUGUUGUGCUGUGCCAGAAUUAUGCUUCCUCCUCAUGGUGCUUAGAUGAACUUGUCCAGAUUAUGAAGUGCUCUGACAAAGGAACAAAACGACCAGUUUUGCCAGUUUUUUAUCAAGUGGAACCAUCAGAUGUGCGGCAUCAAAGGAAUCAAUAUGAAAAAGACAUGAUGAGCCAUGAAAACAGAUACUGCAAUGAUUUAAACAAAGUAAAAGAAUGGAGGUUAGCUUUGUAUGAAGUAUGCGGUCUAAGUGGAAAACAUUGUGCAGAAAAUAGCUAUGAAAGUGAUGUUAUCAUGAAUAUUGUUGAAGAAGUCUCAGCAAAAGUUCCUCCUGAACCACUUUACAUUAAGCAUCCAAUUGAUUUUGGUUCUCAAUUUGAAGUGGUGGAAUCACUUUUGGACACUAAAUCUCAUGAUACUCUCUGCAUGCUGAUUCUUUAUGGAGAUGUUGAAACAAAAAAAAGCACAUUUGCAGGGGAGCUGUACAACAAGAUAAAGCAUCAAUUUCAAGCUGCAAGUUUUCUUGAUAAAGUACGUAUAAAAUCAAGGGGGAUCCCCAAUAGCCUAGAAAAUCUCCAAGAGACACUUUUAUCAGGUAUGUGUGUGCAUAAGAAACCAAGAAUAGGCAGCACAUUAAAAGGAUCUUCUGACAUAAAACAAAGUCUGCACAAUAAAAGAGUUCUUCUGGUUCUAGAUGACGUUGAUAGUAUAGAACAAUUGGACUCACUUGCAGGAGGAAGUGAUUGGUUUGGUCUUGGUAGUAGAAUCAUUAUAACAACAAGAGAUGUGAAUGUGCUAGAUAAGUAUGAGUUGAAUGGUGUUAAGGUUAUGAAAUAUUGCAUUGAUGAAGGUGAAUUUAAAAGCAUGGAAGGUGCAAAAUCAAAUCACGAACAAGAUAAGGACCUCCAGGAAGAUAUAGUGGGCUUUGUAGAGAUCUUCAAUGAAAUAGUUGAGAAAUUGAAGGAAAAUGAGUCAUGCACUGAAGUUGUCUCCAUAAUCGGCAUGGGUGGGUUGGGUAAGACUACCCUUGCUCGAAAAAUUUAUAACAAUAAUAAGGUGAAAAAGUUAUUCUCUUGUUGUGGAUGGGUUACUAUUUCUAAAGACUACAAAGCUAAGGACGUUCUCACAAGCCUUGUCAAUGGUUGGGGAUUGUCCAAGUCUACUACUGAAUACAAAGUCUUAAGUGAGAAGGAACAAAAGAGCAAGGUCCAAGAACACUUGGACAGGAACAAGUAUCUGAUAGUGCUUGAUGACUUAUGGGAACCUGAAGUCUGGGAUGAGGUAGAAAGUUUAUUUCCAAAUAACAAAAGUGGCAAUACAAUACUGAUAACUAGUCGUAAUGACGAGGUGGCAAAUUAUACAAGGUCAAAGUCCUACUACCCUCCAUUCCUAGACAAAAAUGAAAGCUGGAAACUUUUCUGCAAGGUGUUUGGGACACAACAGUGUCCUCCUGUUCUCGAAAUGUCCAUUGUUACAAAAAUGGAAACUUUUCAAUGUGGGUUUUUACCUUUAGCAAUUGUGACCUUAGCUGGGAUUGUCGUCAAGAAGAAGAGACUAACAGUUGAGUGGAUGAGAAUCAUGCGCAAUGUCAUUUGGUAUCUUGCUAAGGAUAAUAAUGGAGUCAUGAAUGUGCUAAAGCUAAGCUAUGAUAACUUGCUUCAAAGAUUGAAACCUUGUUUUCUAUAUUUUGCAGUGUUUCCAGAAGAUUAUAGAAUUCCUGUGAAACAGUUGAUUCAACUAUGGAUAGCCAAAGGAUUAAUCCAACCACCAAAAUCUGGAACAUCAUCUGCAGGAAAACUAGAAGAUAUGGCUAAAGAAUACCUGAAUGAGCUGGUGGAUCGUAGCUUCGUGUUGGUAGCGAGAAAAAGGAGUAAUGGAAGUCUGUCAGUUUGCCGGAUCCACGACCUUCUCCGUGAUCUCUGCAUAUCGGAGAGUAAAGCUGAUAACGAGUUUGAGAUUUGCACAGAGAAAGACAUACAUUCCAUGGACAUGAAGAAAUUUUGUAGAUUGUCCCUUCGAAGCCCUGAGUUUGAUGAUUGGCGUUCUUUCACAAACCAAUAAUGGAGAUAUCAAACAAAUUUUGUUGAGUUUCCAGCAAGAUAUCAAACAAAGAUAUCUCUCGGAUAGCAAACAAAGAUAUCAAACAAAGCUAGAUAGCAAGACAAAUCAAACAAAGAUAUCAAACAUCUACUACAAAUUCAAACCACACUAUCCAAAAGACGAGUUUAUAUCUCUCGGAUUUUCAGCAAAAUUUCAAAUAAAAUCAACAGUCUAACUGACCU
Messenger RNA from Arachis ipaensis, 3711 nucleotides. NCBI's taxonomy places the organism in Eukaryota, Viridiplantae, Streptophyta, Magnoliopsida, Fabales, Fabaceae. The record is from RefSeq and is a predicted model, not a curated record.